UCAGGGAGCGCUUUCGUCCUUUUGACGUGGAAGCGCUCAUUCCCAUUCUGGCCGUGGCGGCUCCGAGCCCGGCUCCAGCAUGAGACGAGCAGAGAGCGAAGGAGGCGACGGCGGCGAGGCACUUUCUUAGCAACUGCCCGCUCCUUCCUCUCCCGUAGCAACCAGAGCCGAAGGGACUUUCCUCGCCUUCUCCAGCAACGAUUCCCGACUUCUCCGGCUGCCUCCUAUUCGCUAGCAUUCGUUUACUCUCUCUUUCUCCCACCCCACCUUCCCGGGAAAGUAUCCCUUUCGCUCUGCCGGGGCCAUGGAAAAGAGAUGCCGGGCAGGGCAGGGCGUGAUCGGGGCUCUCCUCUGCGCCUGGACGAUGGUCCAGCUGGCCAAGGCAGAGCGGCAGUUUGUCAAUGAAUGGGCUGCCGAGAUCCCGGGAGGUCUAGAAGCCGCGCGGCUCAUAGCAGACGAACUGGACUACGAACUUCUGGGACAGAUUGGGGUACUGGAAAAUCAUUAUCUACUUAGACAUAAGAACCACCCUAGAAGAUCUCGACGAAGUGCUUCUCAUAUCACUAGACAACUGACAGAUGAUGAUCGUGUGACUUGGGCAGAACAACAGUAUGAAAAAAAGCGAACUAAGCGUUUUGAAUUUGGAGACUCAGCAGAAAAUCUAUUCAAUGACCCAAUGUGGAGCCAACAAUGGUACCUGCAAGAUACAAGAAUCAACCGAUCUUUGCGCAAAUUGGAUCUCCACGUCCUUCCAGUGUGGCAAAAGGGCAUCACAGGGAAAGGAGUUGUCAUAACAGUGCUUGAUGAUGGGUUGGAAUGGAAUCACACAGACAUUUACUUUAACUAUGAUCCUGAUGCAAGUUAUGAUUUCAAUGACAAUGAUCACGAUCCAUUUCCCAGAUAUGAUCCUACAAAUGAAAAUAAACAUGGAACACGAUGUGCAGGAGAGAUUGCCAUGCAAGCAAACAAUCUAAAAUGUGGAGUUGGAGUGGCAUACAAUUCCAAAGUUGGAGGGAUCAGAAUGCUGGAUGGCAUAGUCACAGAUGCCAUUGAAGCUAGUUCAAUUGGGUUCAAUCCUGAUCAUGUGGAUAUUUAUAGUGCCAGUUGGGGUCCAAACGAUGAUGGGAAAACUGUUGAGGGACCUGGCAGACUUGCCCAAAAGGCUUUCGAAUAUGGAAUUAAAAAGGGAAGAAAAGGGAAAGGUUCCCUUUUCGUCUGGGCUUCAGGGAACGGUGGCCGCCAAGGAGAUAAUUGUGACUGUGAUGGUUACACAGACAGCAUCUACACAAUCUCCAUCAGCAGUGCUUCGCAGCAAGGCCAUUCUCCUUGGUAUGCAGAGAAGUGUUCCUCAACACUGGCCACAGCAUACAGCAGUGGGGACUAUUCGGACCAGAAAAUUAUAAGUGCGGAUCUACACAAUGAAUGCACAGCCACUCACACAGGGACCUCUGCAUCUGCUCCUUUAGCCGCAGGGAUUUUUGCUCUAGCCUUAGAAGCAAAUCCUAAUCUAACCUGGAGGGAUAUGCAACAUUUAAUAGUCUGGACAUCUGAAUUCGAUCCACUGGCCAAUAAUCCAGGAUGGAAGAAGAACGGAGCUGGACUGAUGGUGAACAGCCGAUUUGGAUUUGGAUUACUCAAUGCUAAGGCACUGGUAGAUUUGGCUGAUCCCAAAAGCUGGAAAGGAGUGCCAGAGAAGAAAGAAUGCAUAGUUAAGGACAGUGACUUUCAGCCGAGGUUAUUAAAAUCUAGUGGUGAAGUUACCAUUGAAAUUCCUACCACAGCUUGUGAAGGCCAAGAAAAUGCCAUUAAGUCCUUGGAACAUGUACAGUUUGAAGCAACAAUUGAAUAUUCCCGCAGGGGUGACCUUCACGUGACCCUGACUUCCCCAUCAGGGACAAAAACUGUCUUACUGGCUGAACGGCAAAGAGAUAAAUCACCCUAUGGUUUUAAGGACUGGGAUUUUAUGUCAGUUCACACCUGGGGUGAGGAUCCAACAGGAACAUGGAUUUUAAAAAUAAUUGAUACGACUAAAAGAAUACAAAAUGAAGGCAGGAUUGUGAACUGGAAAUUGAUUCUGCAUGGCACUUCUACACGACCUGAACAUAUGAAGCAACCUCGCAUCUAUACAUCAUAUAACACUGUCCAAAAUGACAGGAGAGGGGUGGAAAAGAUGAUAGAUUCUGUGGAGGACCAUACCACCCAAGAAAACCUGAGUGACAAACACAAAGUGAGAGGAAGCAAACAGCAGAACCAAGAUGUGGUUCCUUCUGAUGCAAUGCUCCGUCUACUCCAAAAUGCAUUCCAUAGUCAGCUGGUUGGGAAUCAUUUACCAAAGAAGAUGCUAAAUGAAAACACAGAUAUUCCAUAUGAACAUUUCUAUCAAGCUCUCGAGAAACUAAACCAAGGCCCCCAGCUGAGAGACUCAGAGGAGUCUCUAUAUAGUGACUAUGUUGACCUUUUUUACAAUUCAAAAUCAUAUAAACACAGGGAUGACAGACUACUUCAAGCUUUGAUUGAUAUUCUAAAUGAGGAAAAUUAAAAAACAAAGUCCUUGGCAGAAACACUAGGUUGGAAAUAUUCACAUCUGCAAUGCACUUCAAAUUUCAGACUAAUUGUCAUCUUUCCAUGAAUACAAUUGGUAUUAUACUAUAUUUAACAAUUGCGUAAAGAAUGAGAAAAACAAAAAGUUUGUUAGAUAUGAAAUGACAACCUAUGUAUACAAAGCAACCAAAAUCCUUUCAGAUAGGCAGCCUCCUUCAGAAACGAGUAAAACCAAUAUCUCUAGGAAAUACCAUAAAUUCACUGCAACAGCUGUGUUUAUUAUCCCUCUGUACAAACUACAAAUAUUUUAGAUUUUAUUUCCAAUGGCCUAUUUCAAAAUGUAACAUUAUUUGGAAAUACUAGGAGACUUGUCUGCCUUUCUAUUAUGGUCCCUGGGCACAAAAAACAUAGUGCUAGAAAGCCACAUCCAUGCUUUAGGUAUAUAAUACACUUAAAAAGUAGCUCAAAUGAGAUUGAAAGGGGCCCAAGCUAAAUGUGCAAUCAAUAGUAUUUCAAGCAGAAAAUAUGUCUUCCCAAUGAUUUAGUGAGCACUAUCCUGUACAUCGGCUUUGAAACGGAGAUGAGCAUCGCCCCCUAGAGUCGGCAACGACUAGCACGUAUGUGCGAGGGGAACCUUUACCUUUACCUUUAUCCUGUACAUGCUUAUUACUUAAUAAAUCCCAUUGAUUUCAGUGGGUCUUACUCUCAGAUAAAUAUGCAUAGGAUUAUAAUUCUAUUGAAUUCAUGGGGAAGACUUGCAGAAGAAACAAGAUAGUACCCUGCCAAUUUCUUUCAGCCCAAAAAUUGAAAAGUAUUUACUGUUUAGAUCCAGUUUUUAGUUCAUUUUCCCUCACAGCUUCCUUUAAAAAACAAACAAACCCUUUCCUCCUUUGUUUGAUAAACAAACAUGGCACCUCUUCAUUCUGUUCAUUUCAUCAAGCGAGCUCCUUAUUACGUCAGACAAGCCAGGCACAGACUUUGGAAAAAUCAAAGUUUCUGUCCUGUUUAUUUCAGAGGAGAGUUUGUUCUUGUUUAUCUCACAAGAAGAGUUUGCUAGCAAAAGCAGUUUGUGGUAAUUGGAGUUGAGUCCUAAUGGGAAAGCAUUAGAUUUUCUUCUUCACUUGUAUGAAUAUCAGCCUUAGCUAGGCUCUUAGGUUCAUGCAGUUCAAGAGAUAGUAUUCUCAGAAGAGAGAUAUAUUUUUUUAAAAAAAGAAAGAAUUCUAAAUAUAAAUGUCAAAACACUGAAUAGCAUUAUAAUUGGUAUUCUAUUUUUUUCACCCAUUGAUGUCACUUUUCCCAGCAUCCAGUUGAGAGACUGAUAUCUGUUCAAAACUGAUAUGAUAAGCCAAUAACUAAAGACCAGAGAGGGUUUUCAAAGUAAUAAAAUAUUCCUUUUUUUAAAAAAAAAUGCUUUGGCUGUUACAUAAGACAUGGCAGCAUUUAUAGAGAAUAAGGAUUAGAGUGAAGCCUGUCAGAGACUGAAAUAGAUAAAAAAUAUGAAAAAGAAAUCAUGAAGAAAAAAAUAGGCAUAAAAAGGCUGCAAGAUCAGAAAGGAAAAAAAAAGGGGUGGGUGGGUGGAAAGCAUUAUAGGCUGAAAGCUAUGCCUGAAAAAUUACUUUCUCAUUUAGCCAAAGAUAUGAGAAAAGUCAACAAUAAGAUUCAAAACAACAUAUAAAUGAUACAUAUAAAUCCCCAAAGUGCAUGUUUUAGUACUUGUAGUCAGUUAUUAAAAUCAAAACAAUCAUAUUACCAAAAUGCUUUACUUUUGCCUCAGAGUUCCAUUUAAGGCCAAAAAUAUUAGACUAAGAACACAGGUUGCCACCAUGCCUUAGAUUAAUCAAGCCGACUUGAAUUUUAGCAAGUUGUUCUUAUUGGUUCUGAUGCUCCAAAAAUGGGCUGGGGGGUUCAUGCAGUCCAUAGUUUGCCAAUACAUGGCUUAAGCCAGAGGUCUUCAAACUUGGCAGCUUUAAGACUUGUGGACUUCAACUCCUAGAAUUCUGGGAGUUGAAGUCCACAAGUCUUAAAGCUGCCAAGUUUGAAGUCCUCUGUCUUAAGAUCUCAGAGCAAAAGAUUAUCUCAUUUGGGAAAAGCUUAUUUUCCAUUUAUUUUACUAGACAUGUGCUUUCAACUACAAAAAUGGAGCAACAGAGGCAUCAUCAUCUCCAUUAGUUGCAUAGAAAGACAUAGGUAUCCAUUCUGAUCAUGAUCAGCAUGGUAAGAGAGCAGCCCAGACCAGCAUGAAAUCAGACACACUUCUUACCUGCUGCUAGUGAUUCCUUGCAGGGAGGGCAAAAAUCUUGGUGGCUUUUUUUAAAAACACUUCAAUAUUUUGGGAAGAGGUUUUUAUGAAUUUUAUAAAUUCUAUUAAAGGAACAGAAUUAUAAUAAGAAUUAUAAUUAUCCCUUUCCCCCUUAAUUUAAACACGGCAUUAUUUUUACACUGAAUACAUUUCAUUAGUAUUUUUCACCAGGAUUCUGUAUUUAUAAUAAGAGCAGCAGAAAGUUCAGAGAGAAUCAUCUAAAUAGAAAGCACAAAUAGAAUUCAAGAUGUUUCUCAUACAAGGCUAUCAGAAGGAAGAGGAUGUGAUUUUAUUCUCCACAACGACAAAGGGUAGGACAAGAAGCAAUGGAUGGAAGUUUUUUAGAGAAAGAUACUUAAAAUUAGGAGGAAUGUCCUGGCUGUGAGAAUAGUUAACUUGCCUCUGAUCCUGGAACUCUUCAAACAAAGUCAAACAAUCAUUUGUCUGGUGUAAUCUAAGAUUUCUUCCCAUAAGCAGAGGUUGGACUAUAAGACUUGCAAGGUACCUUCCAGCCUAUGAUUCUAUGAGAAGGACACAACAAAUUAUAGUCAAAUAAUUAAAUAGUCAAAAAGGAAAGAUAUAUUGCACAUAUCACUUUGGCUGGAUUCAUACAUAUGUCUUAUGUUUGGUUUUAUGCUAUGUGGUUCCAAACAUUGUUAAAAUACUCCAUAGCUUAAUGCAAUGUGUGGAUCCAGUCAGGAUUUGAAUUCUCAUUUGUAACUUAACCUGUGAAGUUUACAAAUUUCUGUCCAGAGGGAACAGCAGUAGCAUUAUUACAGUGUAAAUUGCCAUUCAAUAACUGUGGUUGUUAGUAUAGUAUAUUAUUGUCAUGCUCCUUUAUAGACAUGAAUUAUACUUUCUUUUUUGUUUACAGUCAAUAUCCAUACUGUAGCCAAAAUUAAAUGAAAUCUAAAUUAAUCUUGUGCAAAUUCUAAUAAUGUGAAUGUUUCCAACCUAGACUGAAUCCUAAGAAUGCUAAGUUAUUUUGGUUAAGUCUUUUCUUGGUGCCGGUAUGUGUUUGUGAAAAUGUAAAAUGUAAAAUGAAAGACAAAAAUGUUUUAUGUCAAAGAAAAUGAACGUUAUAUUUUCUUUACAGGUAUUUAUAAAGUAUUAAAGCUUUUAUCAGAUAUAAUUUAAGAAUAAAUUAUGAGAAACUUUAAAAAUAAAUAACAAUUUUUUAUUUGAGCAAAACUGUUUUGUCCAAUAAAGAUUUUUGGAUGGCGUGUUGUAUUACAACAGCCACAUGUAUGUGAUGUAAUGUUAAAAUUUACAUUUGUCUAAUCGUACAUUAUACAUAAUACAA
This is a messenger RNA of Ahaetulla prasina, 6143 nucleotides long. RefSeq names its product proprotein convertase subtilisin/kexin type 1 (gene PCSK1). NCBI's taxonomy places the organism in Eukaryota, Metazoa, Chordata, Lepidosauria, Squamata, Colubridae. The coding region runs from base 305 to 2539 and encodes 744 amino acids. The transcript has 14 exons. Gene Ontology annotation, molecular function: serine-type endopeptidase activity. The record is from RefSeq and is a predicted model, not a curated record. Gene Ontology annotation, cellular component: trans-Golgi network; Golgi membrane. Gene Ontology annotation, biological process: protein processing.